Molecule: messenger RNA, 1736 nt
Organism: Aspergillus versicolor CBS 583.65
Lineage: Eukaryota; Fungi; Ascomycota; Eurotiomycetes; Eurotiales; Aspergillaceae
Product: putative nucleoside transporter
Exons: 1
Coding region: 69-1601 (510 amino acids)
Biological process (GO): transmembrane transport
Cellular component (GO): plasma membrane; fungal-type vacuole membrane
Molecular function (GO): transmembrane transporter activity
Source: RefSeq, a predicted model, not a curated record
CUCCCUUCUUUCCGUCGCCUGCAGCGAUAUGAAUUUCUGCCUCUCGUCUAUCCAGUUCUCUUCUAACAAUGGAAUCCAAUUCUGACCCCGAAAAGGGCGCUCCCACUGAGAAAGGCACCGAGGUCAGCUCCAAUGAGGCCCCUGUCGACAGUUCCCCAGGUAUUCUGGCCUGGUUCAACAGGCUGGAGGAGCGAAUGGACAGAAAACUCGGCGUCGAGUCUGAAGCCAUCGAUCGCAAACGUCCGGAAGACAAGAAGCCAGUCUCCUGGUUUGAAGAACUAACGAUGGCGCUGCUGUGGGCCAGUGGAGUCAUGAACACCUCUUGUUUUGCGACAGGCUUCCUCGGCUGGGAAUUCGGCCUCAAUCUCAAGCAGUCCAUCCUCAUCAUCGUGUUCGCUUCGCUUCUCGGCGGUGCUCUGACUGGAUUCUGUGCGACAUUUGGUGGUGCGACUGGCCUGCGUCAGAUCAGCGUGAGUCGAUACAGCUUUGGAUGGUGGCCCAACAAACUCCCUGCACUUCUCAACGGUAUCCAGCAACUGGGCUGGGCAGCUGUUUCGUGUAUAACUGGUGGCCUGGCCUUGACUGCAGUUUCCGAUGGCCAUGUGUCUUUGAUCCUGGGGAUUGUCAUCCUCGCUGUCGUGGCACUUUUGAUCUCCUUUAUCGGGCUGAACGCGAUUCUGGUCUAUGAACGAUACGCAUGGAUGAUCUUCUUUGUUAUCUUCAUGAUAAUCUACGGCGAGACUGGUCAGUACGCCGAUAACAGGAGUCCAGCGACUGCAGAGGGACUGACGCUGUCUGGAUCGCUUCUCAGUCUGCUGGCAGUUGUCUACGGUUCUAGCGCCUCGUGGUGCACCAUGGCCAGCGAUUACUACGUCCAUUAUCCUGCCGACGUCAACCGCGUGAAAGUCUUCCUGUUAACAACCUUUGGUAUUGCUUUGCCGACAUGUAUCCCCAUGAUUGCUGGAUGCGUGGUGGCUUCUGCGUUCCAAAACAAACCAGAAUGGCAAAGCGCCUACGAAGACCAAGGGCUGGGCUAUCUCAUCCAGGACAUGCUGUAUCCACGGGGAUUUGCCAAGUUCCUUCUGACCCUUCUGGUUCUGUCUGGCAUCAAUCAAAAUGUGAUCAGCAUCUACAGCUCUGCCAUCUCUUUUCAGCAGCUGGCUCGACCGUUCGCUCGCAUUCCCCGUUUUCUGUGGACGAUAUUCUCCUUCGCCUGUAUAUUGGCGCUAGCAGUUGGUGGAAGAGCAAAGUUAAAUGACUAUCUUCAAAACUUUCUGAGCUUGCUUGGUUAUUGGUGUACCAGCUAUGCGAUUAUCUUAUUUGAGGAGCACUUUAUCUUCCGCAAGGGCAAAUUCGAUAACUACGACCUGGAAGGAUGGAACGACCCGGCCAGGUUACCUAUCGGUAUUGCUGCUGCGGUCUCAUUCUGUCUGGGAAUUGUAGCGUGGUGUAUGGGAAUGGACGAGACCUGGUUUAUUGGUCCUUUGGCUAAGAUUAUCGGCGAGUCUGGUGGUGAUGUUGCCAACGAGCUGACCUUUGUCGUUACUGCGCUGUCUUACCCACCAGCUAGGUAUUUGGAGCUGAAGUACUUCGGUCGCUAGCUUUUACAUAAAAUAGAAUAGUUAGAAACAUCCUGUCAGUCACUUGAACCGCGGGUUUAUUUAUAUAGCAGUAAACAUUUAUAUACAGGUUUCCGGUCCGAGAUAGAUACGACUGUCCAAGCGGGCUAUUAUUCA